Molecule: messenger RNA, 1610 nt
Organism: Linum trigynum
Lineage: Eukaryota; Viridiplantae; Streptophyta; Magnoliopsida; Malpighiales; Linaceae
Source: the annotation of a GenBank genome assembly
GUCACUGACUAACAAUCUGAUUCCCAAUUUCUCCAGGCAUCGGCGGCGAUACUUUAUUCUUUCCCCCUUUUCUUCUUCCGUAUAUUGGUAUGGCGGCUUCACCUAAACGCAGACCAGAGACGAGAGAAGAGAAAGUCUCCACCUUUCGCUUACCAUUUACAGGUAAAACCAAAUUCAAUCCCGCCAUUCUGGUCGAGAAGCUUUCAGGAACGAAUAGAAUUUGCUUAAGAAGCUUUUUGGGGAGUUAAGAAUGGCGCCGAAUCCGCUCGCUACCGCCGGCGACAGCACUCUCCAGGCUAUUUGCUACAAGCGCGGCUCCCUCCAGCUCCUUGACCAGCGAAAGCUUCCUCUGGAGACAAUUUACUUGGAUAUCAAAGACUCGUCCGAUGGAUGGUCGGCCAUAAGAGAUAUGGUGGUCCGAGGGGCGCCUGCUAUUGCCAUUGCAGCAGCUCUCUCACUUGCAGUGGAAGUGUCAAACUUGGUGGGGUUUACCGGGACGCCAGUCGAAGCUGCUGCUUUCCUCUCUGAGAAAUUGGGAUAUCUUGUUUCAAGCCGCCCAACUGCGGUGAAUCUAUCGGAUGCUGCGGCCAAGCUGGAGGAAGUGAUAGGAAAUGCUGCAGCACCUGCAUCUGAAGCUAGCAAUGUAUUUCAGGCUUACAUUGAAGCUGCUGAAGCCAUGCUUGAAGAAGAUGUUGCUUCAAACAAGGCAAUUGGCUCAUAUGGAGCACAGUUCAUACAGAACCAUUUGAAAGGCUGCAAGAGCUUUUCUGUUCUAACUCACUGCAACACUGGCAGUCUUGCAACAGCUGGAUAUGGCACUGCGCUGGGUGUUAUUCGUGCACUUCAUUCAGGCGGAGUGUUGGAAAGAGCUUAUUGCACUGAGACACGUCCAUUUAACCAAGGGUCUAGGCUCACAGCAUUCGAGCUGGUGCAUGAAAAAAUACCUGCUACUCUUAUAGCAGACUCCGCUGCAGCUGCACUGAUGAAAGAAGGCCGAGUUAGCGCCGUAAUUGUUGGAGCAGAUAGAGUUGCAGCAAACGGAGACACUGCCAACAAGAUUGGAACCUACAGCCUAGCUCUUUGUGCCAUGCACCAUAAAAUCCCUUUCUACGUCGCUGCACCAAUCACAUCCAUCGACCUGUCCCUCGAUUCAGGGAAGCAGAUAGUUAUAGAGGAACGGUCCCCAAAGGAACUGCUGAACUCACGGGGAGGACUCGGGGAGCAAGUUGCUGCCUCCGGGAUCUCGGUCUGGAACCCUGCUUUUGAUGUGACACCUGCAAGCUUGAUCGCUGGGAUCAUAACCGAGAAGGGUGUCAUCACAAAGGCAGACAUCGACGCAUUCGACAUAAAAGCUUUCGUGGCAAGCAAAGCAUAAUGCACCUGUUCAAAUGAGGCAGCCUAGUCAGUAGUCAUUGACUCUGUGUAAUAACAUCGCCAUCAGCGAGAUUCUCUCGAUGUGAAACUUGUGCUCUAAGGAACCAUUUUCGUGUCUGCUGCUAUCAAGAUGAGAUCAUCAUGCUCAGCUAUUCUGUUGAACUGUUGUGAACAUAUUUACAGAACAUAUGCUAUAUUUAUUUAUCAACUAUUUUGAAUAUACAAGAAAGAAAAUU